CAGCACUGGGGCCGAGGAAUGUUCGAGAACAGCGUGUGCGGUGAUGCCAACCAGUCUGCCGGCAUCCACUAUGACAUGCACAACCUCUACGGGUAUCAUCAUUCGAAGACGACUUGGCAGAGCUUGGUAAACCUGACGACGGAGCGAGGAGGAGAGAGACCGAUGAUUCUGAGCCGUGCGACAUUCUCCGGUUCGGGAUCCUUCGGUGGACAUUGGUUCGAAGAGGAGGAAUGCAGCUGGGAAAGUCUGCGAAGGACUAUAGUCAAGGCUGUAAAGUUCUCCAUGCUCGGAAUGCCUUUGGUUGGCGGCUACUGCCACUGGUCUAAUGAGUCAGAAGAUGCCCGUUUAGCGUGGCAUGAAGUGACCGCGCUGCUUCCGUUGUCCAUCCGAAGAAUGACACUCGCGGAGAACCUGGAGGAAGACGAGGUGGCGACAAGACUCUUAAAUGCGUCAGCAGCUGUACUCACUACCAGGAAGCGCUUGUUGCCGUACAUGUACACCGUCUUCUACGAGGCUCACGUGAUUGGUGGUGCCGUUCUGCGAGCACUAUUUUAUGAGUAUCCCACAGACCCUAACACAAUGAACAUCAGCCAUCAGUUUUUGUGGGGCUCUGCUUUACUCGUUUCUCCCAAAAUACAAGAGGACGCACCCGGAGUGGAGGGCUACUUCCCAGCAGGCCAGUGGUGCGACUUCUAUGCGGGCGAAUCAAUCAAUCUACAGCGUGGAGGAGACAUAACACUCAACUCCGAGAACGUCGCCUUGCACGUCAGGGGUGGUUUCAUAAUUCCUUUGCUUCGCCCGGUUGACAACCGCAACAGUUCUGUGAAGGAAUUGGAACUGUUCAUCUCUCCUGACGAGAACGGAGAUGCAUCGGGUUUCCUCUUCUGGGACGACGGCAUCACAUACCAUGCAGACAUGACCAAGGCACCCACCAUGCUCCUCAACUUCACUUUGUUCAAGGAGCAAAACGUUUCUACGUUGGCCAUAUCAGCCGUGAAAAAGAACUCCCAGAGUCAAGACGUGCUGAUGAUACAAUCAGUGACCUUCUGUAAUGCGGCUUCUCCAGUUUCUGUUUUGUUGGAUGGGAAAACAGUCGAGACCUCAACGUAUGACUCGAACCUCAAGGUUCUCAGGAUAGAAUCUUUAUCCUUGGACGCCACGAAUCAUACACUUGUUAUGAAUUUUUAAAGAGACAACCGCACCAGAACACAUAAAAGCAAACGUUAAUACGGCAGGCUUUCGGCGGCGUGUUCAAAAUAUUCAUAAGUUUCUGCUUUGUAAAGCCACCGUCAUUGUAUCAUCUUACGCUCACAAUUUUGAGCUGAAUAAAAAUAUUGCACAAG
Molecule: messenger RNA, 1343 nt
Organism: Rhipicephalus microplus (southern cattle tick)
Lineage: Eukaryota; Metazoa; Arthropoda; Arachnida; Ixodida; Ixodidae
Product: lysosomal alpha-glucosidase
Biological process (GO): carbohydrate metabolic process
Molecular function (GO): alpha-1,4-glucosidase activity; carbohydrate binding
Source: RefSeq, a predicted model, not a curated record